GUUUUCCGGCCCGAUCACACGCCAGUGAAGCUUUGGUACAUCUGGUGGGAAGAUACGAUAUGGAUUGAAGAAAUCCCCCAUGAAGGACAUUACAAGAUAAUACAAAUAAUUCGAUCAGCGUCAAAGCCAAUUCAACAAUCGUUGAUGCACGCACUGCCUCUUCAGGAGGAGUUCAACGAGAUCGAAAACGUCUUUCUGCCCGUCAGCCACGAGAUGAAGUACGGGUACAUUAGCCACAGAAAAGAAAAGACUUUGCACAAGGUGGAUCUGCACAGCUUGCGGGUAAUAAGUCAAGUCAGUCUGGCACCGUAUGAUUGUCAUCCUCUCUCGCUCGCUUUUGUAGAAAAGGUUGGACUCGUUGUUAUUCAGUGCGGUCAAUCCAACAUCAGCCAACCGGAUUCACAGCUGAUCCUGGAUUAUUUAAGUGAUACCGUGUUGAGCUUUGACACAGGAAUUCAUGGAAUUCCCACAGUAAGCGCUAGCAAUCAGUAUAUUGUGUCAGUGGAACCAACAUUGGGACGAUUUUUUGUGCAAAAGGUUAACAGCAAAGAAGUUACCUCGAUGCACUUCAUCGACGAGUACCUACCGCUUUCCGCCUGGACAACCGAUUUUUCAACCACUAACAAUGUUCUACUCUUCGGCAUCUCGUCGUUCAGCGAACAACUUGUCAAGGUUAACAUAACUUCUAAGGAGGUAAGUUGAUU
Molecule: messenger RNA, 704 nt
Organism: Soboliphyme baturini
Lineage: Eukaryota; Metazoa; Nematoda; Enoplea; Dioctophymatida; Soboliphymatidae
Source: the annotation of a GenBank genome assembly